This is a messenger RNA of Diversispora eburnea, 1236 nucleotides long. The record is from the annotation of a GenBank genome assembly. NCBI's taxonomy places the organism in Eukaryota, Fungi, Glomeromycota, Glomeromycetes, Diversisporales, Diversisporaceae.
AUGCUUCAAAACGAAAUAUACAAAUUAAAACAUUAUUUCGGAGAACCGACGAAAACUGCUCUUUAUGGUGUGAGCUUUAAUCAGUAUGAUCAAAAAGAAGACGCUGUAUUUGCUGUGGUAGGAGGGCGUAAUGUGAUCAUUGGGCAUUUUGAAAAUAACAAAACUGUAGCACUCAAUAUUUUACAAACUUAUGUAGAUGAAAAUGAAACCGAAAAUUAUUAUUGUUGUGCAUGGUCAUUUGAUCCCAAUACAGGAGCACCUUGGCUUGCCGUAGCUGGAUCUACAGGACUUGUUAAAAUUAUAAACACGAGUUUAGGACACAUUGCACAGACACUUACAGGACACGGUGAUGCAAAUUUUUCGAUACGACUUUGGAAUGUAAUCACCAGUACACCGAUCGUAAUAUUUGGUGGGGAAUGUGGACAUCGAGAACCAGAUGUUCACUUAUCAGGAGAUUUCUUGGUUUCUUCGGGGAUGGAUCAUGCAGUAAAAAUAUGGUCAUUAUGUACACCCGUAAUUAAGAAUACUAUUGAAUCAUCAUUUAAGGCCAAACCACCUUCAUCAUUACGAAACCAACAAAAUCAAACUCAAUCAUGUUGUAAAUCAAAUGGAUAUACAUCAACACCAUUAUUCAUACAUUUUCCUAUAUUUUCUACAGCACAAUUACAUAAUAAUUAUGUUGAUUGUGUGAGGUGGUAUGGAGAUUUAUUAAUGUCAAGAUGUGCGGCCGAUGCAAAAAUAUUAUUAUGGAAACCAGAUGUUGAAUUAGUUGCAAGCGAUAAAUCUACGGUAACAACUACAAUAGUUGGCGGACCAGCCCAACCAACAAGUUUUGAAAUGAUAUGCGAAUUCGAAUUUGAACAAUGUGAUAUUUGGUUUCUUCGAUUUGGAAUAUCUCAAGAUUAUAAAUUUCUUGCUACAGGAAAUCAAGUUGGACAAAUAUUUUUAUGGGAUUUGCAAGAAAUUCCAUACUUUAUUAAUAGUUAUAUUGAGAAAAAAAAAUUAAAAAGUACAGGAAUAAAAAUGGAUAAAACUGUAAAUAAUGGAGAAAAUAUAGAUAAAAAGAUAUGCAAACCCGCAGUUCUAGAUGUAGACAUAUGUGAUAGUACGAUAAGACAAGUAGCAUUCUCAAAGAAUAGACAAUGGAUGAUAACUGUUUGUGAUGAUGCAACUGUUUGGGGUUGGAAAUUAAAUAGAGAAAUAAGUGGUCAACAAGCUGGAAGUAAGAUGAAAUGA